AUGCAACUGAAAACUCAGUUGUUGUUGUUAUUCUUCUUCUUCUUCUUCUACUGUUUCAUUGAUUUCUCUUCUCACGUUCAAGCUUCUGUGGCUAAUGAUGAUGAAGUAUCUGCUUUGCUUUCAAUAAAAUCAGGUCUUGUUGAUCCAUUGAAUAGUCUCAAAGGCUGGAGAUUGGUCGAAAAGAACGAAAAUCACUGUAACUGGACCGGAGUUUUGUGCAACAGUGAGGGAUAUGUUGAGAAGCUUGAUAUCUCUCACAUGAAUCUCAGUGGAAUUGUUUCUGAUGAAAUCCAACGGCUCAAAAGUCUCACUUCUCUCAACUUGUGCUGCAAUGCGUUCUCUUCUUCGUUGCCGAAAUCCGUAGCCAAUCUCACCACAUUGCGGAGCCUCGAUGUCAGCCAGAAUUUAUUCAUUGGUAGCUUUCCUUCGGGCCUUGGAAGAGCAGGUGGAUUAACAUAUUUGAAUGCUUCGAGCAAUGAUUUUACGGGAUUUGUUCCUCAGGAUCUUGGGAAUGCCACUUUGUUGGAGACUUUGGAUCUCAGAGGAAGCUUCUUCCAAGGGACUAUUCCAAAGUCUUUCAAGAACUUGCAGAAGCUCAAGUUUCUUGGCCUCUCUGGGAACAACCUCUCAGGCCUAAUCCCGCCGGAGCUCGGGCAGCUUUCCUCCCUGGAGAGUGUAAUUCUUGGCUACAACGAAUUCGAAGGUGGAAUUCCGCCCGAGUUUGGAAAUCUCACCGCUCUAAAGUAUCUUGAUUUGUCAGUUGGCAAUCUUGGCAAUGAGAUUCCACCUGAACUGGGGAGGCUCAAGAAUCUGGAGACGGUUUUCUUGUACAAGAACAAUUUCGAAGGCAGAAUUCCACCGCAAAUCAGCAAGAUGGCUUCGCUGAAGUUGCUAGAUCUCUCGGACAAUAUGUUAUUAGGAGAAAUCCCUGCUGAAUUAGCAGAGCUGAAGAAACUUCAGCUACUGAAUCUGAUGUGCAACCGGUUGUCCGGUUCAGUGCCACUCCAACUUGGGAGCUUGCCAAAAUUAGAGGUUCUUGAGCUCUGGAACAAUUCGUUUACGGGUCCUUUGCCAAGUGAUCUUGGCAAUAAUUCACCAUUGCAGUGGUUGGAUAUAUCGUCCAAUUCCUUCUCUGGUGAGAUUCCACCAACCUUGUGUGAUAAGGGCAAUCUCACCAAGCUCAUCCUCUUCAACAAUGCCUUCUCAGGGCCAAUUCCAGUUGGCUUGUCGACAUGUUCUUCGCUCGUCCGUGUUCGAAUGCAGAACAAUCUCAUAUCGGGAAUAAUUCCUGUUGGGUUUGGCAGGCUUGGGAAGCUUCAGAGGUUAGAAUUGGCAAAUAACAGUCUCACUGGUCAAAUCCCAGACGAUAUCUCUUCCUCUACAUCACUUUCUUUCAUUGAUUUCUCUAGAAACAACCUCCACUCUUCUCUUCCUUCCACCAUUCUUUCAAUUCCUACUCUCCAAACUUUCAUGGUCUCCAACAACAACCUGGAAGGACAAAUCCCAGGUCAAUUCCAGGACUGUCCUUCACUUUCGGUGCUCGAUCUCUCGUCGAACCAUUUCUCCGGAAGAAUCCCAGCAAGCAUUGCUUCAUGUGAGAAAUUGGUGAACCUGAAUCUCAGGAACAACAAGUUAAGUGGAGAAAUCCCAAAAUCGAUCGCAAUGAUGCCAACUUUGGCCAUUCUAGAUCUCUCCAACAACUCUCUGUCUGGUGGAAUACCCGAAAACUUUGGAAUGUCACCGGCCUUGGAGACACUCAAUGUAUCAUACAACAGACUAGAUGGCCCUGUCCCAGCAUAUGGUGUGCUGAGAACAAUAAACCCCAAUGACCUCGUUGGCAAUGCUGGCCUCUGCGGUGGUGUCCUCCCUCCAUGCUCUCAGAAUGCCGAAUUCACGUCAAGGCGUAGGAGUUUGCACACAAAGCACAUCAUUGCCAGUUGGAUCAUUGGCGUAUCAUCAGUUUUAGCAGUAGGGAUUGCGCUUUUCAGCGCAAGAUCUCUUUACAAGAGGUGGUACUCAACCGGGAUUUGCUUUGGGGAAAGUUUCCAAAUGGGCAGUGGAGAGUGGCCAUGGAGAUUGAUGGCAUUCCAGAGACUUGGUUUUACAAGUGCUGACAUUCUUGGCUGCGUGAAGGAGUCAAACAUCAUCGGAGUUGGAGCUACAGGGACCGUUUACAAGGCUGAGAUUCCACGUUCAAACACAGUUGUAGCAGUUAAGAAGCUAUGGAGAUCAGAGAUAGAUAUUGAGACGGGAAACAGUAAUGAUCUAGUUGGAGAAGUGAAUCUCUUGGGAAGACUUAGGCAUAGAAACAUUGUGCGGUUAUUGGGAUUUCUACACAAUGAUUCAGACGUCAUGAUUUUGUACGAGUUUAUGCCUAAUGGGAACCUUGGAGAAGCUUUGCACGGCAAGCAACAAGCCGGAAGGUUGCUUGUGGAUUGGGUUUCACGUUAUAACAUAGCACUUGGUGUUGCACAAGGGCUUGCUUAUCUACACCAUGAUUGUCAUCCGCCUGUCAUCCAUCGAGACGUCAAGUCCAACAACAUUCUACUCGAUAAAAAUCUCGACGCAAGGAUUGCUGAUUUCGGGUUGGCACGUAUGAUGGUCCGGAAGAACGAGACUGUUUCUAUGGUGGCCGGAUCCUAUGGCUACAUGGCCCCUGAGCUUGGAUACACCUUGAAGAUUGAUGAAAAGGUUGACAUAUACAGUUACGGGGUGGUUCUAUUGGAGCUGCUCACCGGAAAACGGCCGUUAGAUUCAGAGUUUGGAGAAUCAAUCGACAUUGUCGAAUGGAUUCAGAGGAAGAUUAGGGACAACAAGUCUUUAGAAGAAGCAUUACACUCGAGUGUAGGAAACUGCAAGCAUGUUCAGGAAGAGAUGCUCUUAGUCCUUAGAAUAGCGCUUCUUUGUACCGCAAAGCUUCCCAAGGAUAGACCCUCCAUGAGGGAUGUCAUAACAAUGCUUGGAGAGGCAAAGCCUAGAAGAAAAAGCAGUAGCAACAAUAAUGAUGGAAAUGCAGCUAACAAAGACAAGCCCAUCUUUAGCACUUCACCUGUGAAUGGCCUUCUGUGAUGAACAGAUUAUUGAGUGUUCUUCCAUUUGGCCGUGUAAUUUGAUUCUUCUUUUGUAUGUAGAAUUGUUAAUUGUCAAAGGAAAAACGCUUGUAAUCACUGGCCCCUCUCGGUUGUCUAGAAGAUUUAUAUGCAUAUAGAGUUUGAAUUUUUGUGCAAGGAGCAAAGUUUGAAAAAGCAGACAAAUUGUUGU
This is a messenger RNA of Morus notabilis, 3261 nucleotides long. RefSeq names its product MDIS1-interacting receptor like kinase 1. Bases 1 to 3069 code for a protein of 1022 amino acids. Gene Ontology annotation, biological process: protein phosphorylation. The record is from RefSeq and is a predicted model, not a curated record. Gene Ontology annotation, molecular function: ATP binding; protein binding; protein kinase activity. Lineage: Eukaryota; Viridiplantae; Streptophyta; Magnoliopsida; Rosales; Moraceae. The transcript is spliced from 2 exons.